Messenger RNA from Beta vulgaris subsp. vulgaris (sugar beet), 1916 nucleotides. Its product is annotated as zeatin O-glucosyltransferase. The transcript has a single exon. The record is from RefSeq and is a predicted model, not a curated record. NCBI's taxonomy places the organism in Eukaryota, Viridiplantae, Streptophyta, Magnoliopsida, Caryophyllales, Amaranthaceae. The coding region runs from base 177 to 1610 and encodes 477 amino acids. Gene Ontology annotation, molecular function: UDP-glycosyltransferase activity.
UUCUGUAUAUUAAAUAAAAACUUCAACCAACUAUAACCAAGUGGAUCCAAGCAACUUGAUCUUUGGUACAACGAGAGUUGUUCUUUGAAUUCUUCCUCAAAUUAGAAAUCUUUCUUAAAACGGUCUCACAAAUAACAUAUUCUUCUUACAUCAUUCAUAUCAAGAUUUGAUCCAAAAUGACAGAUCAAACUUACAACAAAAAUGAUGAAAAAACUAGCCUAAAUCAUGCUUCUAUUGCAGCAAUGAUGGUACCAUUUCCAAUGCAAGGCCAUCUCAAUGAGACUCUUCAUCUAUCCAAUAUUAUAGCAUCAUAUGGGAUACCAGUUCAUUUUGCUGGAUCCACAGCACACAACCGCCAAGCCAAACUCCGCCUCCAUGGUUGGGACGACGAAGAAAGUACAAGUAAAAUGCACUUUCAUGACUUACAACUACCUCCUUUCACCUCAAUUCCUGCAAAAUUUAAUCCACAAACCAAUUUCCCUGGACACCUACAACCUCUAUUUGAUGCAACAUUAGAUCUUCGUCAACCUGUGUUCCGACUUCUGCAAGAACUCUCAGCCAAGUAUAGGAGAAUCAUAAUAAUUCAUGAUACUCUAAUGGCUUCAGUUGUUCAAGAUGUGAAAUUAUUCCCGAAUGCUGAGUCAUACGCUCUUCAUGGUGUUUCUGCAUUCACUAUUUUCUACCAUUUUUGGAACUCCAUGACUGACACACCUUUUGAGCUUGAUUCUGAUAUCAAAAUCAGUGGCAUUCCCUCGAGUGAAGGAUGCUUUACACCCGAGUUUGAAGCCUAUAUAGCUAAACAGUACAAAGUCUUGGAUUUCGAGAGCGGAAGAAUCUUCAACACAUGCAGAGAGAUAGAAGGUAGAUAUAUGGAGUUACUGUCAAAACUACCAGAAAAUGCUAAAAAGAAGUUUUUUGCACUUGGGCCUUUACAUCCAGUUGAGACAAAAAACAGGUUCAAUAAAAUCAGACAUAGAUGUCUUGAAUGGCUGGAUGAACAAGAGAUAAAUUCUGUAAUAUAUGUCUCUUUUGGAACAGCAACAUCACUGACAGAGGAACAGAUCAGUGAGUUGGCUAUUGGAUUAGAAAGAAGUGAGAAAAAGUUUUUAUGGGUGUUAAGAAGUGCAGAUAGAGUAGAUAUUUCUACUGAAGAUGAUGUGAUAAUAAGGCCUCAGCUUCCAAAAGGUUAUGAAUACAGAGUAAAGAGCAAGGGAAUGGUGGUAAGAGACUGGGCACCUCAGCUUGACAUUCUCGCACACCCGUCAGUAGGUGGGUUUAUGAGUCAUUGUGGUUGGAAUUCGUGCAUGGAGAGCAUCAGUAUGGGAGUGCCAAUAGCAGCAUGGCCUAUGCAUUCUGACCAGCCUAGGAACAGCAUUUUGAUAACAGAAGUUCUGAAAAUUGGUUUGUUGAUCAGGGAUUGGGAACACAGAGCUGAGGUGGUAACAUCUACUACAGUAGAGAAUGUUGUCAUAAGAUUGAUGACAUCAAAGGAAGGAGAAGAGAUGAGGAAAAGGGCUGCAGAGCUAAGUGUCGCAGUUCGAGGUUCAGUUGAAGAUGGUGGAAGUUCUCGCUUAGAAGUGGAUUCUUUUGUAGCUCAUAUCAGCAGAUGAUACUACUCUUGUAGCUCAUAUCAGCCUAUACUACUUGAACAUUGUUUCCUUGUGCUGCAACCUAGUCUUGUGGAUUGAAUAAUGUUACGUAAAUGUAACACAACAGAAGUUGUAUUGUCCCUUAAACAAUUUACUCUAGACAUAAUCAAGUCUGAGAAAUCCAUCAUCAAAUCUCAAGUAGGCUAAUUUGGAUUAUUCAGCAUAUAUAGGAUUUGUUAUGAAGUCUGUAAUAGGUAAAGUAUUGCACUACCAUUUUCUUUUUUUACCUUUCAAAUUUUAUAUCCUUGCACCUGCAAUUUCUAUGUG